AUGGGAAGAUCUAAGCAACUGAAUGACGCAAGCAACCGCGUGGCUAGUCGAAAGAUUGGUUUCAAGCUACGCCUCGAGCUUCUUCUUCGAAAGGCAAUUGUCCGCCUCAUGCAGUUGCAAAACAUCAGGCCUGUUCCCGAAGCUAGUGCAGAGUACGCAACAUGCCGUCAACUUGCUGUCGUGACGCUCUGUCAGGCUAUCAAUCAACUGGAUCGAUAUUCCAAGUCGACAGCGAACCGUAUCGUGUCUGGUCUUACGCGAAUUGCAGCAGCCCGUCGUGAGGAUAUCCACCCAAUAGCGAAUGAACUAAUGGAGCCUCUGCUUCCUGCAAUGCUAGACGGAUCUCAAUGGGGCAAGUUCCUGCGUCUUCGUACUGAAGCUAUCGCCACUGUGCUCGUUGGUUGUGCUGAGAGUGAUGACUUCCGGGUGGAAAAUCAUCCGUGGAUCAGCGACUUCAUCAGUUUCCUCCUGGAUCCCGUGGUUUCGUCCGAGAAUGUGCAUUCGUUCCUGAUUCUCUUAUCUAUCAAGCAUGGCCGGAGCAUAAACCCAGGCAUAAAACUAAGCUGGGAAUAG
This is a messenger RNA of Phytophthora infestans T30-4, 573 nucleotides long. RefSeq lists its product as uncharacterized. The transcript has 5 exons. Lineage: Eukaryota; Oomycota; Peronosporomycetes; Peronosporales; Peronosporaceae. The record is from RefSeq and is a predicted model, not a curated record. Bases 1 to 573 code for a protein of 190 amino acids.